Molecule: messenger RNA, 4210 nt
Organism: Quercus lobata
Lineage: Eukaryota; Viridiplantae; Streptophyta; Magnoliopsida; Fagales; Fagaceae
Gene: LDA
Product: limit dextrinase
Exons: 23
Coding region: 147-2480 (777 amino acids)
Biological process (GO): carbohydrate metabolic process
Molecular function (GO): pullulanase activity
Source: RefSeq, a predicted model, not a curated record
UUGAAAGAUCGAGAAAGCGAGAGAAAGAAAAGAGUGUAGUAGGAAAAGUGAACAGAAAAUACUCUUUGUCUUUCUCUGCAAUUGCAAGAAAUCUAAAAAUCCCAAGGAAAUCAAAAUCCUAAUUAACAGUAACAGUAAUAACAGUAAUGUCUGUUUCAUUCUCUCUUCUCUCAUCACAAACUCGACCUUUUCCUCCUCCUUUUCCUUUCCCUUCCAAGUCCAAGUCCAAGUCCAACCGUCACUUCCUUCUUCCUCAUCGCACUUCUACAACGUCCACGUGUCCAUCUUCUCCAAUACGACGCCGUCUCCUUCUCGAACCAAACAGUACUCACCUCUCUCUUCGCUGUUCCUCUUCCAUGUCUGUUGAGAACUCCACUCCUACUUCCCAGCUGCAGGAUAGUUUGUUGUUUUCAAGAGCAUACUGGGUUAGUAAAUCGAUUAUUGCCUGGAAUGUGGAUGUUGGAGAUGGUUCCUGCUUCUUAUUCGCUAGUAAAACUGCUGCUUUAUCAAUUGUGGAUGAUGGAGUUGAAGGCAAGGACAUGCAAAUUAAGCUUGAAGAAGACAGUUGUGGGCUUCCAGAAAAUGUGAUUAGAAAAUUUCCUCAUAUUCAAGACUACAGAGCUUACAAAGUGCCUUCUACUUUGGAUGCCAAAACUCUCCUCAAAUGCCAGUUAGCAGUUGCUACUUUCAAUUCUGUUGGGAAAUGCAUAAAUGUUACUGGUUUGCAAUUACCUGGUGUGCUUGACGAGUUAUUCUCAUACAAUGGUCCCCUUGGUGCACUUUACUCAGAAGAAUCUGUGUCACUUCACCUCUGGGCUCCUACUGCUCAAGCAGUAUUUGCUUGCAUUUAUAGGGAUCCAGUAGGUGGGAAUCCUCUGGAAAUUGUCCAGCUUGAGGAGGUUAAUGGCGUUUGGAGUACCAAAGGACCAAAAAGAUGGGAAGGCUGCUAUUAUGUCUAUGAAGUAUCUGUGUAUCAUCCUAGCACCCUGCGAAUUGAUAAAUGUCAUGUAAAUGAUCCAUAUGCUAGAGGGUUCUCAUCAGAUGGCAGGCGGACAUUUUUGGUCAACCUUGAUUCUGAUACAUUGAAACCUGAAGAGUGGGAUAAUUUGGCAAAUGAGAAACCUGAUAUACUCUCUUUCUCUGACAUAAGUAUAUAUGAAUUGCAUAUAAGGGAUUUCAGUGCCAAUGACUACACUGUGCAUCCUGAAUUUCGUGGUGGUUAUCUGGCCUUCACUUUGCAGGAUUCAUCAGGUGUGCUCCAUCUAAAAAAAUUAUCAAAUGCUGGUCUCACUCAUGUCCAUCUAUUGCCAACCUUCCAAUUUGCUGGUGUUGAUGAUGAGAAGGAGAACUGGAAGUGUGUGGAUACCAAUAUGCUGGAAAAAUUACCACCUGAUUCAGUUCAGCAACAAGAUCUAAUUACGGCAAUCCAAGACAAUGAUGGGUAUAACUGGGGGUACAAUCCUGUGCUCUGGGGGGUUCCUAAAGGAAGUUAUGCAAGUAACCCAAAUGGUCCAUACCGUAUAAUUGAGUUUAGAAAGAUGAUUCAGGCACUUAACCGUAUUGGCCUUCGCGUUGUAUUGGAUGUUGUCUACAAUCAUGUGCAUGGAAGUGGGCCCUUUGAUGAAAAUUCCGUCCUUGAUAAGAUUGUUCCAGGUUACUAUCUGAGAAAGAACACUGAUGGUCUUAUUGAGAAUAGUACAUGCGUGAAUAACACUGCCAGUGAGCAUGUUAUGGUUGAGCGUCUGAUUCUUGAUGAUCUUCUUCACUGGGCAGUUCAUUAUAAGGUUGAUGGGUUUCGGUUUGACCUCAUGGGUCAUAUAAUGAAAAGUACAAUGGUGAAAGCCAAGGAUGCUCUCCACAGCCUAACAAAGGAAAGUGAUGGGAUUGAUGGUUCAAGUAUCUAUAUAUAUGGUGAAGGAUGGGACUUUGGUGAAGUUGCCAAAAAUGGACGUGGGGUAAAUGCUUCUCAGUUCAAUCUUAGUGGAACUCAAAUUGGGAGCUUUAAUGAUCGAAUUCGGGAUGCAAUGCUUGGUGGAUCUCCAUUUGGCCAUCCUCUUCAGCAAGGAUUUGUUACUGGUCUAUUUUUGCAGCCAAAUGGUCAUGAUCAUGGUACAGAAGCUAAUGCAGGAUGCAUGCUUGCUGUGGCAAAGGAUCACAUCCAGGUUGGCAUGGCUGCAAACUUGAGGGAUUUUGUGCUAACUAAUUUUGAAGGAAAAGAGGUAAAAGGAUCAGAGGUAUUAACUUAUGGCGGGGCCCCUGUUGCAUAUGCUUUAUCUCCCACAGAAACGGUUAAUUAUGUUUCUGCUCAUGACAAUGAGACCCUGUUUGACAUAGUGAGUUUGAAGACUCCAACGGAAAUCUCUGUAGACAAGAGAUGCAGGAUAAAUCAUUUGGCAACAAGUGUAAUAGCGCUAUCACAGGGAGGAUGGAAAAUAGGGGAGCGAAAAGAGGAGAGAAUGCCACUUUCUUUUGUUUGGUAAGAGGAUAAAAAAAGGUGGAAGGAAGAUAGGGGUUGGGGAAUUUUCUCUCAAAAAUAGAGAGAAAACAUGGGAGAAAACUUGAGGGAGGCAAAAUGUCAAAAUUACUCCCCACUUUUCCAUAUUUCUACUUUUUAUAAUAAGGCAUAAUUGUAAUUAACUCUCUAUCCUUUCACAUUUCCAUCCUCUCUACUAAACACACAUGAUGGAAAACACAAAUAUUUUCUAUCCUCCUACUUCUCAAUUCUCCCAACCAAAUAAAGCGUCUUUUCUCAUUUUGACAAAAAUAUUUGUGUUAAGUAAUAAGCUAAUUUCAAUGAGAGCAUAAGUAGGUUAUUUUGGAAAACAUGAGUUUUAUGGACAACGAGUUGAUUGAUUGUGCACCAUCUUUUGCAAAUUCUGAUCUUCUCUUAAUGCAUUUAUAUCCAUUAUGUGUUCAGAAGUGGUACAGGUUCUCAUGAUGUUGAGUGAAUGAAGGGACAAUUCAUUAAAUAGAUUGGUUCAGGAACUAUCUUGCUUAAGCAUGACCUGUUUAUAAUUUGAUUAACAACUUCAAUGGAUUAACCUUGAUUUAUUGAAUUUGUUAGGGGUCAUGUCAAACUGAUUAGCCACCCCAAUUAACUUAGUUUAUUGGACAAUAACACUAAAUUAAAUAACAUUACCAUUUACCACAAAAUUUAUUUUAAAAAAUAAAUUAGUUGAAAAUGAUCAUGGUCUUUAGAUGUAGGGUCAUUGAGUGCAUAAGACUAAGUCGAAUUCAACCUAUUCAUGAGAAUGUUGUCCUGGAUUAUUUCUGCUCUGGAUUCUUUGGAGUAGUUCAUGCUAGAAAGGAUCAAAGCAGAGUACAGUCAGGGAAGGAGGUGAGGGAAAGUAGAGGAUAGAGAGAAUGGGAGUGCCCUUAAUAUGCACAUUUUCCCUUGAGUCCUCCUAUGUGGUCUUGUCCUAGUGGUCCACCAAUCAGAGCCUUUUGAAUGCCCCCAAACAUGAACACACUAGUAUAACAAGGCAUCUGUUUUUGUGGUGCCCUUGUGUCAGAGCUAGGAGCCAUGUAUAGUUAGUUGAUUGUCAGGGUAUAAAUUGGUUAAUUUUAUUAGUUUAGAACUGGGUCCUGGGGAUUUUUCCAGCUCUAACCUUAGCAUCCUGGACAAGAUACUCAGUGAAAUUGUUUGCCUUCAAUUGUCACUUGCUUCCAAGAUGCUGUCAUGUCUAUACCUUCUGUGCAAGGAUGUCUUUCUUCUUAUGGACAGCUGCUAGGGGUAGCAUUCUCACCAUCGAUAACCUUGUUUUAAGGGAUCAGUCCCUUGUUGAUUAGUGUUGCUUAUGCCAUUGUAAUGGGGAAACUGUAGAUCAUCUUUUGCUUCAUUGUAAGUUUGCUCAUGUUUUAUGAAGUGAAGUUUUUUUGAUGUUUAGGGUUCAAUGGGUGAUGCCGGAUACAAUUGUUUCUCUUUUCUUUGCAUGGAGGAUUGUUUUGGGGAAAAGUUCUUCAAAUGUUUGGAAUAUGGUACCAGCCUGCCUUAUGUGGUUAAUUUGGUGGGAACGCAACACCCAUAUUUGUGAAGAUAUUGAGAGACUUGUAGAUCUCUUGAGGUCUAUGCUAGCUAGAACUUUGUUUGGAUGGUCUCGUACUUGGGGGUUCAAGCAGUGUAUUUCCAUUUUUUAUUUUCUAUUAGUUCUUCUCUUUGAUUUGUUACAAGUGCAGUGAUUCACCAUCGUGAACACAUUGUUUCUUUUUU